This is a messenger RNA of Onychostoma macrolepis, 3792 nucleotides long. It is a transcript of the gene xrcc2, whose product is annotated as X-ray repair complementing defective repair in Chinese hamster cells 2. NCBI's taxonomy places the organism in Eukaryota, Metazoa, Chordata, Actinopteri, Cypriniformes, Cyprinidae. The record is from RefSeq and is a predicted model, not a curated record. Gene Ontology annotation, biological process: double-strand break repair via homologous recombination; DNA strand invasion. The coding region runs from base 46 to 981 and encodes 311 amino acids. The transcript has 3 exons. Gene Ontology annotation, molecular function: four-way junction DNA binding; ATP binding; ATP-dependent DNA damage sensor activity. Gene Ontology annotation, cellular component: Rad51B-Rad51C-Rad51D-XRCC2 complex; replication fork; centrosome.
AGGACCUUUGUUUUGAAGUGUCGUCGAACGCCUAUUUACCAGGAAAUGGAAUUCCGAAAUUAUUGCGCGAAAAUCAACGAAAUGACAGCACGAGUCAGAAUGGCUGAGAAUGGUGCACAGUUGGUAAGCAGACUUGAAGGGCGACAGUCACUGAGGGACAUCGAACCCAAUAUAUUUCCUGUCGACUGUGGUCCAGGUCAAGGUGACGUCGUAGAGUUUCAUGGCUUGGAGGGCACAGGUAAGACAGAAACCUUGUACCACCUCAUCACCCGCUGCAUCAUGCCAGUCCAGAGUGGAGGUCUGGAGGUGGCGGUGGUCUUCGUUGACACGGACUACCACUUUGACAUGCUGCGCUUAGUGAGCGUUCUGGAGGGACGUUUGGCUGAAGACUCUAAGGAGGGUGACUGCUCUGAAAACGAACCCGAGGAGAGGGUACGUUCAUGUCUGCGCAGGCUGUCUGUAGUGCACUGCAACAGCUCAGUACAGCUCCUCCUAACCCUACACUACCUCGAAAACACCUUUUCCAGCCAGGCCUCCCUCUGCCUUUUGGUCAUCGACAGCAUUUCUUCCUUCUACUGGGUGGACAGAUUCAAUGGCGGCGAGAGCACUGUUUGUCAGGAGGCUAACCUGAGAAAGUGUGCCGAGUUGCUGGACAGACUCCGCAGAAACUAUGGCAUUGUGAUUUUCGCCACCACUCAUGCUAUAAUGAGAAACUAUGGAUCUGAUUCAGGAGUGUCAGAAGUGCCUGGCUCAUCAUCUUCAUCUCGCAGGUGGAGGUUAGCUGAUAGUGCUACAGACUUUGACAAGCCUUACCUGUGUAAAGCAUGGCAGAGAAUAGUAACUCACAGGAUGCUGUUCACUAAAAGUCAUGUGUCAAAGCAGGUUUUCUCCACAGCAUGUACCAGCAUAAUGACCAAAGGUGUCAAAAGAUGCUCGUUUCAUGUUAUGGAGGGCGGUAUUAAAUUUGUAUGUGACAAGUGAGCAUGUACUGAAAUUCUCAGCACAGGACAUAUUUUCUUUUGGGUUGCCACACAAUUAGGAGGGCUACUUGGGGAAAAAAAUUAAAUCUUAAAAUUUCCAAUUAUUAUCUGUCAGUGUGUUAAAUUAUCAAUGCAAUACUUUUUCUGUUUUCUUUGCUAAAGAAAUAAUUGCAAUGGACAUUUAAUACAAUGUAGUUGUUAGAUUAAUGGCUAAUGAAGACCUUAUUGUAUUCACUUUCCUUGGAAAAAAAUAAAAUAAAUCAAGUCACUUUUAUUUAUAUAGCGGGUUAGUGAUUUCAAAGUAACUUCACAAUAAUAAAAAGGAAAAUAUCCGAAUCAAUGAUGCAAACAUCGUAUAUGAGAUAAAUUCUAAUUCAGCUCUAAACAGAUGACAAUAGUGUCAUUGAUUCACUUCAGUUUAAUAACAGUAAAGUUCAUCGAUUAAGCUCAAGACGAUAUUUCUAUUUCUCACCUCAAGUCAGUUAAAUUACAGUAUCAAUGUUGAAGAUUGAAGAAUUAUGUAACAAAUUUGACUCUGCUGUAAAGCAGCUCUGCAAUAGACAAUAGUGUCAAUAUUUUAUAUAUUUGUAUAUAUGGGCAUAGAAUACGUGGGGGACAAGUAGAGAAAUAACAUUAAGAAUGAGAAAUAAAUACAAUACAGAUACAGUUCCAUUCUUUUAUUCAGUCAGCAUACAGACAUCUCUCAUUUAAAUAGAUCAUGUGCACCUGCAGAGAGCCUAAUGGCUGGUGUGCAAGUUUGUUUACAAUAGGGAGGAAAAAAAGUGUGAUAUAAAAGACCAUAGUGCAAACAAGUAAAGUAAAGUGCAAAAUCAGUGGAAACGCAUGCACGCAAACUCACAUAUACACAAGCUAUUUUGCAUUAAAAAAAAAAAAAGCCUAUUAAGAUUAAAUAGUUAAAACUUGUAUAAAUUAGUCUUCUCGUUGACAAUGGCCAGAUCAUGUACUACUUUGAUUUGAAAUACAUGGAGCUGUAUUUUUAUCCACCAGCAGACAGUGACGGUGUGCACUUCGGCUCAGAUAUGGGCAUGUCACGUUCCCACUGAGCUCUUACAGGUAGUGCGAGGUGAACACGGCUGCACACUCCUGGUUGUGAUUACACAAGCGGCAAAUCCUCUUCUGGCACUUACUCUUGAAAGGGAUCCCUUCUUCCCACAUAUCUGUAAGCAUGCACAGUUUAUUACCUUAAAAAUACCUUAAAAACAUGUGCUCCCUACACUGUAAAAAGUGAUAAGUUGACUUAACUUAAAAAAAUUGAGAAAAUUUUUAAGUAUAUGAUAAUUAAAAAAAAUAAGUUGACUGAAUUGUCAAGUUCACUUAACUUUUUUCUUUUAAUUAUUAUGUAUUUAAUAAUUUUAAGGCAACGGGUUUCCUCAAUUUUUUAAGUUAAGUCAGCUUUCACUUUUUACAGUGUAUCUACAGGCCUAUUCUCAUAUCAUAUAUAACUGAUGUCCUACAAAGUCUAUAGUUACAACAAAAAUGUAUCUUGACUUUAUCUAGUGGUUAUUUUGGGAAGAACAGUUUUACCCCAAGGGGGCGUUUUCCCUCAAUUUUCCCUUUUGGAAUAUCAGUCACAGCAUGUUUAAGAUGAUGAAUAAUGAAUUCUCAGUGAACUGAGUGAACACGACACAAUUUGCAUUUAGCAUUAGCACAUCAUCAGCUAACAAAAAGAAUAAUUAGGCCACAAAUGGGUUGUUUUUACACAUUUAAAAACUAGGGGGGAACUUUAUUCAACCUUAAAGUGGCUUAAAUUGACAGAAUUUUAUUGUCAUGCCAAAUAGAUUUGUGUGUGUGUGUGUGUGUGUGUGUGUGUGUCCAUGUCGAUUUCAAAGCAAAGGUCCUAAUUGCUGUUAUUUUUUCCUGCAGUUUUUAUUCUUUAUUUUUUUUUAUGUAAGAGGCAGAGAAUGGUAAUCUAUAAAGAAUAUGUAUUGAAAAGUCCUUUAAAAAUCCCUGAAGUGUUUAUUAUUAAAAAAUCAAUUUUGUUGUUAAACACUGAGGACCCCCUUUUGUAACCAGUCCCAUGCGCAAGCUCUCACACACACAGCGUGGAUCAUUCAGUGAGCGGGAAAGAGGAAACGUGUCGAAGCAGAGCGAUGAAAGCAUCAGAGAGACACUGUCUUUCAAACACUGGUGCUUCUUUCAGGCCAAGAAGCUCAUUUCCUCUUGCACCUGGACUGCUUUGGACAUCUUCCCUAGAAUCCUUGACCUUUAAUGAGCCCCCUUUUCUUACUAGGAAAAAAGAACACAGAAUUAGCAACGUACUUAUGAAACACUGCUUUUAUGUGUUUUAUUCUUUUAUCUUUGGUUUAUUUUCUAUAAGCUGUAAAUAACUGAGAUGGAGUAGUGUGCAUAUAUUCAUGAUUUGUUGAAUUUGUCUACAUUGCUGGUAAAGAAAAAAAAUGAAAUGGGAAAUUAGUGAGCUUGUGAUAAUUACUGCUUGGUUUGUGUCAUCAAAAAUCAUGUAGCCUAAAUGUUUGGUGUCUCUAUUUAUUUAUUUUUUUUUUUCAUUUUGCCAUAAUAUUGUUCAACGUAGGCUAUGUAGAUAUUUUUGUGAGACCUCUUCGUUAUUGUUAUUGUAUGCUUUUAUUUAAGCUACUUUAUGUAUUCAGAAUAGUGUAGUGUAAUAGUGGUGGGGUGAUAUAUGGAAGUUAGAAAGAAAUAAAGAAAAAUGCCCUGCAACUUUACACACAUAAAUAAAUGUAUAAUUCAUGCAAACUAUUAACAAAGAAAAAUAAAGUUUACUUUGUACUAAAACAAACAAAGAUAUACUAAUAUUUGGUCACCCAUGCUAAAU